Molecule: messenger RNA, 1978 nt
Organism: Rhinolophus ferrumequinum (greater horseshoe bat)
Lineage: Eukaryota; Metazoa; Chordata; Mammalia; Chiroptera; Rhinolophidae
Gene: GP6
Product: glycoprotein VI platelet
Exons: 7
Coding region: 485-1417 (310 amino acids)
Source: RefSeq, a predicted model, not a curated record
GGAGUGGAAUUAGUGGAUCAUGUGGCAAUUCGAUGUUUAACAUUUUGAACAACCAUCAUAGUGUUUUCCAUAGUGGCUGCACCAUUUUCCAUUCCCAUUAGCCAUGCCUGAGGAUUCCAUCUGCUCCACAGCCUCACCACCACUUGUUAUUAUUUGUCUGGUUGAUGACAGCCAUCCCAGUGGGUGUGAAGUGAUAUCUUGUAGUGGUUUUGAUUUGCAUAUUCCCAGUGAGGGAUAGGAAGUUUAUGGAAGUAUCAGAACAUGGACAGUCCCUCCAUAGGCCCACAGGGUAUGACCUGGGCUGGUGACGAGAGAUAACUGAGGCUCCUUGGAGCUGUGUGCAAGUCAUUCUGCAGCAGGAACAGCUCCCGCGUGAUAAGUCUCAAUUAGGAAAAGCCAGGCUGGCGGGGGAGGGAGGAGCGCCUGCUUCGUUCUCAUCGCCUCCCGUGUCUCUGCUCCUGCACAGCUUCCCUCCUGAGGAACCAUGUCCCCACUCCAGGCUGUCCUCCUCUGCCUCGGGCUGUGUCUGGAGCAGGUGAUACAAGCUCAGAAUUGCCCGCUACCCAAGCCCUCCCUCCAGGCCCACCCCAGCUCUCUUGUGCCCCUGGAGAAUCCAGUGACCAUCCGUUGCCAGGGGCCCCCAGGCGUGGACUUGUACCGCCUGGAGAAACUGAAAUCUGGGAAGUAUAACGACCAGGCUGUCCUCCAUAUCCCGGCCAUGAAAAAAAGUUUCGCUGGAUGCUACCGUUGCUUCUACCAGAACGGGACCUGCUGGUCUCUCUCCAGUGACAAGCUGGAGCUGGUGGCUACUGGAGUUUAUGACAAGCCCUCGCUCUCAGCCCAACCCAGCCCAGUGGUGUCCCCAGGAGGGGACGUGACUCUACAGUGUCGGAGCAUAUACAGUUUUGACCAAUUUGCUCUGUACAAGAUGGGGGACACUGGGCCCAACAAGGGACCUGAGAGGUGGUACCGGGCAGAUUUCCCCAUCAUCACGGUGACUGCUGCCCACAGUGGGACCUACCAAUGCUACAGCUUUUCCAGCAGAGACCCGUACCUGUGGUCGGCCCCCAGUGACCCCCUGGAGCUCGUGGUCAGAGGGAACUCUGUGACACCCAGCCAGUUACCCAGAGGAACACCUACCUCUGUAACAGAGCCUUCUAGGAAUAUCACCAUCUUUCCAGAGGGGUCAAGCUCUCCAACUGGUCUCAUGCACCCGUACUACACUAAAGGCAAUCUGGUCCGGAUAUGCCUUGGGGCUGUGAUUCUAAUACUUCUGGCGGGGCUCCUGGCAGAAGAUUGGCACAGCCGAAAGAAACCCCUGCUGCACCGGGUCAGAGCUGUCCACAGGCCACUCCCAACACUCCCGCAGACCCAGAAAGUAGAGUUGUCAGGACAGGGGUCGACCAGAUGGUCAUGACCAUGGAUGCCACCAUUAGAACCCCAAGGCUUGGUUGUAUCUAAGAGAUAGGUCAUGGUAGUGAGGAGGGGACUUAGAGUGUGUGUGGCAUCUGAGAGCAAGAGAAUAGAGGCUACAACUUUGGAAAAGGAGGGCCAGGGUAUCUUUGUGGUGCUCUCUCAAGGAGCUGUUGAGUCAAUGUCUACCGGGUGUGGCAAAAAAAUGUAUACACAUGACUUGUAUUCAUCUUUUGUUAUUGGUAUAUAUCAAGUAUUACAAUUUUAAUACAGUUUUUUCUUUCUUGAGAUGUGUAUACAUUUUUUGGCACCCUUUGUAUUUGGCUUUCUGUCCAAGAACUCCCUCUGUUUGGCAUGGAAGGAAUCCAGUGGAUGCCAAAGUCUCCUCCCUGAUGUCUUGCACAUUGUGGAUCUUACGGCAUCCUCACUGGACCAUCAUACUUACCUCUUUCUUCAACCUUCUCUAAUAUGGGUUAUAGAUUGACCUCUGUGUAGUUAGAAUCCAUUAAUAAAUACAACCUCCUUCAUGAAUGCUUUCACCUUUAUUUCUCUUGAUAUACUGGUG